Messenger RNA from Coffea arabica (coffee), 3433 nucleotides. Its product is annotated as serine/threonine-protein phosphatase BSL1-like. Lineage: Eukaryota; Viridiplantae; Streptophyta; Magnoliopsida; Gentianales; Rubiaceae. Gene Ontology annotation, molecular function: phosphoprotein phosphatase activity; protein binding. The record is from RefSeq and is a predicted model, not a curated record. Gene Ontology annotation, biological process: brassinosteroid mediated signaling pathway.
GUAAAACCCACUCUGUCCCUCUUUCCCUCUCAAGUCUGAAAAAAGCCAAAGCUCUCAGUACAAUCACUUUUACAGGGGGGACGACGAAAUCAAAUGAACCACAAUCCCUCGGUCGAUCCCAGAUUCCGGCGUCACUCUUUCUGCUUCGCCGGUGGGCCUGGAUCCGUCUUCAAAGAGUUUUAACUGUCCGUUGUUAUAUUUAUUUGUUCCUGCCCACCAAGUCCUUUUCUGUGAUCUGCUUCUUCAGUUGGAACUUAAAAAUCCUUGAUUGAGGAGUGGGCAGGGUUGGUUAGGUUGGUUAGAUUCCUUUCUUUUUUUCUUUUUUUUUUUCCUUUUUCAUUGAUGGGCUCGAAGCCGUGGCUGUAUCCGGCUCCGACCUAUCGCCCUUUAGAGACCUUUUGGGCCACCGACGACGAUGCGCCCGGCCCACGCUGCGGCCACACUCUCACUGUCGUUGCUGCUACCAAAACUCACGGUCCUCGCCUUAUCCUCUUCGGUGGCGCCACUGCUAUCGAGGGCGGUAAUGGUGGCGCUCCCGGCAUCCGGUUAGCUGGGGUGACGAAUUCUAUCCAUUCCUAUGAUGUUCUUACUAGAAAAUGGACCAGACUCCGGCCAGCCGGGGAGCCACCUUCUCCCAGGGCCGCGCACGCUGCUGCCGCCGUCGGUACUAUGGUUGUGUUUCAGGGUGGAAUAGGUCCUGCUGGGCAUUCAACGGAUGAUCUCUAUGUGCUUGACUUGACAAAUGAUAAAUUCAAGUGGCACCGAGUUGUAGUUCAAGGACAAGGUCCUGGUCCAAGGUAUGGACAUGUGAUGGACUUGGUUGCUCAAAGAUACCUUGUCACUGUUACUGGCAAUGAUGGAAAAAGAGUGUUGUCAGAUGCUUGGGCAUUGGAUACUGCUCAAAAGCCAUAUGUAUGGCAGAGACUUAAUCCAGAAGGGGACAGACCAUCUGCUAGAAUGUAUGCGACAGCUAGUGCCCGCUCAGAUGGCAUGUUUUUGCUUUGUGGUGGAAGAGACUCUUCUGGCACGCCGCUGGGAGAUGCUUACGGAUUGCUUAUGCAUAGAAAUGGCUUAUGGGAAUGGACUCUUGCACCUGGAGUGUCACCUUCUUCAAGGUAUCAACAUGCUGCGGUUUUUGUUGGUGCUAGAUUGCAUGUUACGGGAGGGGUUCUUAGAGGUGGACGAGCAGUUGAAGGUGAAGCUGCCGUUGCAGUGUUGGACACUGCUGCUGGAGUUUGGCUGGAUAGGAACGGGCUAGUGACUUCUUCACGGGGUAGCAAGGGACACACGGAGAAUGAUACUUCACUGGAGCUGAUGCGUCGCUGUCGCCAUGCAGCUGCAUCUGUUGGUGUUCGAGUAUAUACUCAUGGUGGUCUAAAAGGAGAUGUCCUGUUAGAUGAUUUUCUGGUUGCAGAAAAUUCUCCAUUACAGUCUGACAUGAAUUCCCCUGUUAAUACUCCUGAGAAGACAAGCCCAAGGUCAAUCCAGUCUACUUCACCUUCACAUACUCCUGCAGCAGCUAUGGAUGGAGAGCCUGAGGCCCUUUCAUCUGGCAGUUUGAGCAUGGACAGAAAUUCAAUGGAAAAAUUGGCAGAAGCUUCUGCUGCUGAAGCAGAGGUUGCAAAUGCUGUCUGGCAAGCUGUGCAGGCAGCAUCAUCCACCCCUGAAGAAACAUCUAUCUCAGGUGACAACCCACAAGAUGCAGAUAAUACUUCAGAGGGUAGUGACAGCGAAGCUGAUGUUCGCCUCCACCCUAGAGCUGUUGUAGUGGCAAAAGAGACUGUUGGAAGCCUGGGGGGGAUGGUAAGACAGUUGUCAUUGGAUCAAUUUGAAAAUGAGAGUAGGCGCAUGGUGACAACACAUAAUGAUUUGUCACAUCCAACGAAAAAGUUCACCAGGCAGAAGUCUCCUCAGGGCUUGCAUAAGAAGAUCAUAUCAACACUGCUUCGGGCUCGGAACUGGAAAGCUCCUGUGAACAGAAAGUUCUUUCUGGAUUCGUAUGAAGUUGGUGAGCUUUGUUAUGCUGCUGAGCAGAUCUUCAUGCAUGAGCCAACAGUUCUCCAACUGAAAGCCCCAGUAAAAGUGUUCGGUGAUCUUCACGGACAGUUUGGUGAUCUAAUGCGGCUUUUUGAUGAAUAUGGAUUUCCUUCCACUGCAGGAGACAUAACUUAUAUUGAUUAUCUUUUCCUGGGAGAUUAUGUUGAUCGAGGGCAGCACAGCCUGGAGACCAUCACGUUGCUCUUGGCACUGAAGAUUGAAUAUCCUGAGAAUGUUCACUUGAUUCGUGGGAAUCAUGAGGCUGCUGACAUUAAUGCGCUUUUUGGUUUUCGCAUUGAAUGCAUUGAGAGGAUGGGAGAGAAUGAUGGGAUAUGGGCCUGGACCCGUUUCAAUCAACUUUUUAACUAUCUUCCACUGGCUGCAUUGAUUGAGAAGAAAAUUAUCUGCAUGCAUGGUGGUAUAGGGAGGUCAAUAAAUUCAGUAGAACAGAUCGAGAAAAUAGAAAGGCCCAUAACAAUGGAUGCUGGAUCUAUAAUCCUAAUGGAUUUGCUAUGGUCUGAUCCAACGGAGAAUGAUAGCGUUGAAGGAUUGAGACCAAAUGCAAGAGGGCCUGGUCUUGUGACCUUUGGGCCUGAUCGUGUUACAGACUUCUGUAAGAAGAACAAACUACAGCUCAUCAUAAGAGCUCAUGAAUGCGUGAUGGACGGAUUUGAACGUUUUGCUCAGGGUCAAUUGAUCACCCUUUUCUCGGCCACUAACUACUGUGGAACGGCCAACAAUGCUGGGGCAAUUUUGGUGGUUGGCAGGGGGUUGGUUAUUGUUCCUAAGUUGAUUCAUCCCUUGCCACCCCCACUUCAAUCUCCUGAGACAUCUCCAGAACGCAUGACAGAGGAAAAUUGGAUGCAGGAGCUUAACAUUCAAAGGCCGCCAACGCCUACCAGAGGUCGUCCGCAGCCUGAUCUUGACAGAAAUUCGCUUGCCUACAUCUGAUUCCUUUUUGAUGAGAUUUAUACUGCAUGAUUUUGAGGCCAGAAUCACAAGUCCUUUGGAUUUCACAAUCAUCAUUUUUCAGAAUGCAGAGCAGCCAUAGAUUGACAUGUUCCGUUGGCAGCAUGUUGUAUUUAACAAAUGCAAGUGUGAAGUAUAUAGGCUGAGAUUGUUGUGAGAACAGGCGAUUACCGCUCGUUCUCCGUAGGAAGGUUUUGUAACAUACAGCUGCGCUGGAGUGAAGGGAAAUCAGGGAAGUGGGUAUAUCCUGAUAUAUGAAAACAACUAAAACAAGGGGAGAGAGUCUCCCAGGGAGUUGUGUGUACUGUAAUAUAGGAAGAAAGUGAUUUUGUAGCUAUCAUAUAGUUUUUAGCGUUUAGCGAUGAGCUUGAAAUACAUGUUACACGUGUAAUAAUAAUAAUAAGUCAUAAUUAUUUUUGUAAAAAUA